CACUGCUCCGCCACGGGAGUUUUACUGACAUCCCCGCGGCCGUGCGUGCCAAGGAAGAGUGGUACAAUCCGGCGCUCCUGCUGCUGCCGUUGCUGCUGCUGCCGUUGCCGACACACACGUGUGGUUGCCACCAGCCGAACUCCUAUGUGUCAGACGCUGUCGCGUUUCAUCACCACUAUAUUUCCCACAUCACUUACGCCGCCGCUGGUUUACGCAGUGUGUUUUCGUAUGUGUGUGUGUGUGCCUGUGUUCGUGGCUGAUGCGCUGUGUUUAACACUGGAAUCUGCUGGACGUUAGAGGUUGAUCAAGAAGGUGUGAGAGCGGGAUAUUUUGUCUCUAUUCAUUGAUGAUUGACCCGGUGCUCGCCAAGUUUGGAUAUUUGAAGAGAAAGUUUGUGCCUGGCCCAAGGGGGAUGGGAUUGUGAAAUCAGACCAGACCAGGUGUUUGGGAGUCGAAGGGAGCGGGAGGCGUCCCUGCAGCAGUGUUCCGGAGCCUGGGGCCGCCGGCGCAGCAUGUAGCCAGACAUGGAGGCCAGGGAGCCGCAGCGGACCUACAGCUCCAUCGCCCGCACCGGCCGGCGGGAGCGCGGCCGAGACGCCGCCGGAGGAGGAGGAGGAAUGCUGGCGCGUGACGCUGGCGAGCGGGAGUGGGAGAGGGAGCAGGAGCGAGAGAUGGAGAGAGAGAGGGAGAGAGAGAUGGAGAGAGAGAGGGAGAGAGAGGGAGGCUACGGCGAGCGUCGGCACACGGCCUCCUCCUCCUCGUCUUCCGCGGUCCUCACGCAGAAGUCGUACAGCUCGAGCGACACUCUGCGCGCUCUGGAGCACACAGACUCUGUGGCCGCCACCGCGGCACAGACCCUCUACCCACCGCGCCACCGCAUGCCCGACAUGGUGCCCCGCGAGCGCCAGGAGUACCGGGGGACAGCCCAAACCCUGUCGCUGAGGCAGCUUGGUAUAUGCAACCCCGCUCCUCGCAGGGGGCUGAGCUUCUGUGCAGAGACCGGCCUAUCACACGAGAGGGGCGGGGCAGACCACACCCCGGGCGGGCUUCCGUCGGACUGCGCCAUCCGUCUGUGGGGUAGGGGGGGGCUGAAACCCCACGGACCCGUGUCUCAUCUGUCCAGCCGCUCCAACUCCGCACUCACGCUCACAGACACCGAGCAGGACAACAAAUCAGACAACGAAAGCGAGCCGCUGUCCAGCCAGCAGAGCCCGCCCCCUCUACCGGCCGCCUCUCACCAGCACAAGCAGACGCCGUCAAUCACCUCGCUCAACCACGCCCUGGCCAAUCAAACGACAGAGCUACAGAGUGCCUCACAGUGUGUGCAGCUGCAGGAGAACUGGGUGCUGGGCAGCAAUGUAGCCCUGGAGAGCAGGCACUUCCUGUUUAAGACAGGCACUGGCACCAACUCCCUCUUUGCGGCGGCAGCCCCUGGCUACGCCAUGGCAGCCGGCUCGGUGUACACCCACCCGGCCCGUCCUCUGCCCAGAAACACCCUCACCAGGGGGGCCUUCAAGUUCAAGAAGUCUCCCAAGUACUGCACCUGGAAAUGCACCGCCCUCAGUGCUGUGGGAGUGGCCAUCCUGCUGUCAAUCAUACUCUGCUACUGCAUAGCUAUGCAUUUGUUGGGCCUGAACUGGCGUCUGCGUGAUGCGGAGACCCAUGCCUUUGAGAACGGACGCUCCAGGGCAGUUCCCACGCCCACUGCUGCUGUAACCACGCUGCCAUCUCCAGACAGGGGUCGGACAGCUGUGUCUCCUCAGCAUGAGAAUGUGACUUUGGACACGGGUCAAGUGGGGUUGGGGCAGAGGGCAGGCCAGAUCGUCCCCCCUGGCGUCUUCUGGCGCUCGCGAUUGGCCAUGGAGGAGCCCAACUUCCUCAAGUUCAACAUCUCCAUCCACAAGAACGCCCUGAUUGGUGUCUACGGGAGGAAGGGCUUGCCGCCCACCCACACACAGUAUGAUUUUGUGGAGUUGCUGGACGGCAGUAGGCUGAUCAUCCCAGAAGAGCAUCCCCAGACGGCCCCAGGGCUGCGGGACGCAGUGGAGAGACCAGUGGCCAUGCACGAGGCCGGCUUCUUCCACUACCUGGACUCAGGUGUGUGGCACCUGGCCUUCUACAACGACGGACGCAACACUGAGCAGGUGUCCUACAAGACCAACAUCCUGGAGGCCGUGAUGGAGUGUCCAUUUAACUGUAACGGGAAUGGGGAGUGCCUCUCUGGCACGUGCCAGUGUUUCCCCGGAUUCCUCGGGCCCUACUGCUCCAGAGCUGCCUGUCCUGUUCUGUGCAGUGGUAACGGGCAGUACACCAGGGGACGCUGUGAGUGCCACAGCGGGUGGAAGGGCACAGAGUGUGACAUCCCCAGCAGCCAGUGCGUGGACCUGCUGUGUGGGGGUCACGGUGUGUGUGUGCGGGGCUCCUGUGUCUGCAACACGGGCUACAAAGGCGAGAGCUGUGAUCAAGUGGACUGCAUGGACCCCACCUGCUCGGGCCAUGGGCUGUGUCUGCACGGCCGGUGCCACUGCGGGCCGGGAUGGAGUGGACCCAGCUGCCAGGCCAAGUCCAGCACCUGCCCCGCGGACUGCUCUGGGCAUGGGACCUACCAGAUGGAGACGGAGACCUGCCUCUGUGAGCCCGGUUACACUGGAUCAGACUGCUCCUCAGAGGUGUGUGUGGUGGACUGUACCCCUCAUGGCGUGUGUGUCGGCGGCUCGUGCCACUGUGAGGACGGCUGGCGAGGGACGCGGUGUGACGAACAGGAGUGUGACCCACCCUGCGGUGACCACGGCGUGUGCCGCGACGCCGUGUGUGAGUGUCACCCAGGCUGGGCCGGCGAGAGCUGCAGCAUCGCUCACUAUAUGGACAAGGUUGUCAAAGCAGACAAGAUAGGAUACAAAGACGGUUGCCCGGGGCUGUGCAACAGUAACGGCCGCUGCACGCUGGACCAGACCGGCUGGCACUGCCUCUGCCAGGUCGGGUGGAGGGGCGCCGGGUGCGACAUCGCCAUGGAGACCGCCUGCACCGACGGCAAAGAUAACGAAGGAGAUGGUCUGGUGGACUGCAUGGACCCUGACUGCUGUCUGCAGAGCUCCUGUCAGGCGACUCCAUUCUGCCGCGGCUCUCCUGACCCCAGUGGCAUUGUGGGAAUUCAGCCUAGCGCCGCUCCCCAGAACUUCUACCAGCGUGUCAGCUUUCUGAUUGGCCCUGGAGGAAGCCACACACUUCCUGGAGACAACCCCUUCAACAGCAGUCUGGUGACUGUUAUCCGGGGGCAGGUGUUGACGAUGGAUGGAACACCAUUGAUUGGAGUGAACGUAUCUUUCCCCCACCUACCAGAGUAUGGGUACACCAUCACCCGACAAGAUGGCUUGUUCGACUUGCUGGCCAAUGGCGGUGCUUCGUUGGUGCUGAGCUUCGAGCGCGCUCCAUACGCCGCCGUCCAGCUCUCCGUCUGGGUGCCCUGGAACGUGUUCCAUGUGAUGCAGCCACUCGUGAUGCACCACAACACCAAAGACACGCCCUCCUGCAACCUGAGUGGACUAGAGAGGCCCCGCCCCCGCCUCACUGCCACUCCCCUCUCGGUGUUCUUUAGCUCCUCCCCUGAAGCCAGCCCUGUUGUACCUGAGACUCAGGUCCUGCAUGAGCAGACUCAUUUUCCUGGGAGUGAGCUUAAGCUGGUGUACCUGAGCUCUCGGGCAUCUGGCUACAGGCCUGUGCUGAAGGUGACGUUGACCCCUGCGGCCGUGCCCUUCGGUCUGUCCAAGGUGCACCUGAGGCUGUCCGUGGAGGGCAGGAUGCUCCAGAAGUGGUUUCCUGCCGCGCCCCACCUCUCCUACACACUGCUCUGGGAUAAGACCGACGCCUACGGCCAGAAGGUCUACGGCCUGGGCCAAGCUGUAGUGUCCGUGGGCUUUGAGUAUGAAGCGUGCCUGAGUGUGGUUCUGUGGGAGAAGAGGAGUAUCGCACUGCAGGGAUACCAGCUCGACCCCUCCCACAUGGGGGGCUGGACACUGGACAAGCAUCAUGCUCUGGACGUGGCCAACGGCAUCCUCUUCAAGGGCAGCGGAGAGCAGCGCCUGCUCUCUCUCCUGCCCCCCGUCAUCGCCACGGUGAUGGGCAACGGGCGGCGGCGCAGCAUCUCCUGCCCUAGCUGUAAUGGGCAGGCAGAGGGCAACAAGCUUCUUGCCCCCGUGGCGCUGGCAUGGGGCCUGGAUGGCAGCCUCUAUGUUGGGGACUUCAACUACAUCAGGCGCAUCUACCCCUCGAGGAACGUCAGCAGCAUCAUGGAGCUCAGGAACAAAGACUUCAGGCACAGCAACAACCCUGCCCACCGGUACUACCUGGCCACUGAUCCGGUGACAGGGCAGCUGUACGUCUCGGACACCAACUCGCGCCGCAUCUACAGGCCCCGGGCCCUGGGGAGCAGCGUUGAGCCCCAGCAGAAUGUGGAGGUGGUGGUGGGCACAGGGGAGCACUGUCUGCCCUUCGACGAGGCCCACUGCGGGGAUGGAGGACAGGCGACCGAGGCCUCGCUGGCCGGACCCAAAGGCAUCGUUGUGGACAAGGACGGAUUGAUCUAUUUUGUCGACGGAACAGUGAUCCGGAAAGUGGACAAGACAGGGGUCAUCUCCACAGUAAUGGGAUCCAACGACCUUGCUUCUGCUCGACCACUGGCGUGUGAUGCUGCAAUGGACAUCCAUCAGGUUGUGUUAGAGUGGCCUACUGACCUGGCCAUCAACCCCGUGGAUAACUCCCUGUACGUGCUGGAUGGGAACUUGGUGCUGCGUGUGUUCGAGGGCGGUCAGACCAGCGUGGUGGCGGGGCGGCCGCUGCACUGCCCAGGACCCCUCCAGAGCCAGCGGCCCACGGAGAUCCAGCUGGCCAGCCACACGGCCCUGGACAGCCCGAGUGCCAUCGCUGUGUCCUACGCCGGUGAGCUCUUCAUCGCCGAGACUGACGAGAAGAAGAUGAGCCGCAUCCAACGUGUGUCGGCCGACGGCGAGAUCACCCACCUGGCCGGGGCGCCGUCCGAGUGCGACUGCCGGAAUGACGUGAACUGCGACUGCUACCUGACCGGCGACGGCUACGCCAAGGACGCGCGGCUCAACGGGCCGUCGUCCAUCGUGGCUGCGCCCGACGGUACCCUGUACGUGGCCGACCUCGGAAACAUCCGGAUCAGAGCCAUCGGGCAGACCCGCCCGCCGGUCAACGCCGCCGGCCUGUACGAGGUGGCGUCUCCUGAGUCGGAAGAACUCUAUCUGUUCAGCGCCAACGGGACACACCGCCACACGCUCAACCUCGUCAUGGGCGACUACAAGUACAACUUCACCUACGACAACGAGGGUGGCCUCAGCGGAGUGACCGAUUGCCACGGCAACACGCUCCGCAUCAGACGUGACGCCGGCCAAGUGCCCGUCCGGCUCAUCGCCCCCGACAACCAGGUGAUCUGGAUGGCUGUGGACCCAAAGGACCAUCUGAAGUCCCUCACAGCACAGGGGCACGAGCUCGUCCAGUUCACAUACCAUGGCGACAGUGGCCUCUUGGCCACUAAGACCAUCGCCAACGGCUGGACCACAUUCUAUGAGUAUGAUGUGGAGGGAAAGCUCUACAACGUUACUUUUCCCUCCGGUGUUGUCACUAAUCUCCGUGGCGACAUGGAGACAGAUUUCACUGUCACCUUGACAACCUCUGGCCAGGAGGACGAUGCCAGCAUCGCCGCCAACCACACGUCCAUUCAGGCAGUUUUCACUUUGUCUCAGGACCAGCUGAGGAACAGCUACGUGCUGGGCUAUGACCGAUCCCUGAGGAUCCUCUAUGCCAACGGCAUGGACUCCCACUAUCAGACCGAGCCCCACAUAUUGGCCGGCCCGUCCUGUCCAAUUGUGGCACGCCGGAACAUGACGCUGCCCAGCGAGAGUGGGCAGAAUCUGGUGGAGUGGCGCUUCCGGAAGGAACAGUCGAGGGCAAAGGUCACAGUGUUUGGACGAAAACUACGGGUGAAUGGCCGUAACAUUCUGUCAGUGGACUAUGACCGCCUACUGCGGACGGAGAGGAUCUAUGAUGACCACCGCAAAUUCCUGCUGAAGAUUCUGUACGACGCGGCCGGCCAGCCCGUGCUGUGGACGCCCAGCAGUAAACUGCUGCCCGUCAACAUCACCCGCACCAGCGGCGGUCUCAUCAGCGCCCUCCAGUGGGGAUCUGAGGCAGAGCGAGUGGAGUACGACAACCAGGGACGGCUCGUCACUAGAGAGUUCCCCGAUGGCAAGACCUGGACCUACACCUACAUGGAGCAGGCCGUGGUGCUGCUCUUGGCCAGCCAGAGGCAGUAUGUGUUUGAGUACGACUCCCACGGACUCCUGUCCGGUGUCACCAUGCCCAGUCUGGCGCGCUACACCAUGCACACGGUCCGCUCUCUCGGGUACUACAGCAACCUCUAUCACCCGCCCGAGAGCAACGCCUCCGUCGCCAUCGACUACCGGGAGGACGGACUCCUCUUACGAGUGGCCCAUCACGGAACGGGCCGGCGGAUCUUGUACCGGUACCGGUGGCAGAACAAACUGUCGGAGGUUCUGUACGACAGCACGAAAGUCACCUUCACUUUCGAUGAGACGGUCGGUGUGUUGAAAACCAUAAACCUGCAGAACGAGGCGUUCAUCUGCACUAUCCGCUACAGACAGCUGGGGGCGCUAGUGGACCGGCAGAUUUACCGCUUCAACGAGGACGGCAUGGUGAACGCGCGCUUCGACUACGCCUACGAUGGGAGCCUCCGGGUGGCCAGUGUCCAAGGAGUCAUCAACGAGACGCCACUUCCGAUUGACCUCUACCAGUACGAUGACAUCUCUGGAAAGCUGGAACAAUUUGGCAAGUUCGGGGUGAUCUACUACGACAUUAACCAGAUCAUUUCCACCUCGGUCAUGACCUACAGCAAGCACUUCGAUGGCCACGGGCGGAUCAAAGAGAUACAGUACGAGGUGUUCCGGACGGUCAUGUAUUGGAUCGCCUUCCAGUACGACGCCGCGGGCCGAGUCAUGAAGAAGGAGAUGAAGAUCGGGCCGUACGCCAACUCCACCAAGUACACCUUCGAGUACGACGUGGAUGGCCAGCUGCAGGUGGCGUCUCUGAACGACCGGGUGUCGUGGCGCUACAGCUACGACCUGAACGGGAACCUGCACCUGAUGAACCCCGGCAACAGCCCCCGACUGACUCCUCUCCGCUACGACCUCCGUGACCACAUCACGCGCCUGGGUGACCUCCAGUACCAGCUGGACGAGGACGGCUUCCUGCGCCAGCGAGGCUCCGACGUCUUCGAGUACAACUCCAAGGGCCUCCUGGAGCGCGUCUACAGCAAGUCGCUGGGCUGGAGCGUCCGUUACCGCUACGACGGCCUCGGCCGACGCGUCUCCUCCAAGAGCAGCCUCGGUCGGCACCUGCAGUAUUUCUACGCUGACCUGACCUACCCGAGCCGCAUCACACACGUGUACAACCACACGAGCCUGGAGAUCACCUCGCUCUACUACGACCUGCAGGGACACCUGUUCGCCAUGGAGAUGAGCAGCGGGAAAGAGUUCUACAUCGCCUGCGACAACACGGGCACGCCGCUGGCCGUCUUCAGCAGCGAGGGCCUCCUCCUGAAGCAGGUGCAGUACACGGCCUACGGCGAGGUGCACCUGGACUCCAACCCCGACCUGCCACUCCCACUGGGUUUCCAUGGCGGCCUGUACGACCCCCUCACCAAGCUGGUCCACUUCGGCGAGCGGGACUUUGACAUCAUGGCAGGCCGCUGGACCACCCCUUGUCCCACUGCUUUCAAAGACUUGGGGAAGGACCCCCGGCCUUUCAACCUGUACAUGUUCCGGAACAACGACCCCAUUAGUAAAGGUCACAAUGUGCGGGAGUAUGUCACAGAUGUAAACACCUGGCUGGUAACCUUUGGCUUUCACCUGCACAACACCAUACCUGGUUUCCCUGCCCCCAAGUUUGACAUCAACAAUCCGUCAUAUGAACUAAUGAAGAGCCAGCUUUGGGACGACCUCCCACCUAUCUUUGGGAUGCAGCAGGACGUGUCCAGGCAAGCUGAGGCCUUCCUCUCAUUCAAGCGCCUGCCUGAGAUCCAGUUUGGACCGGCCCCGCACACAGAGAGACCAUGGCUGUGGUUCGCCCCGAGCGCAUCGCUAAUCGGCCGCGGUGUCAUGUUGGCCGUUAGCCGAGGCCGAGCCGUGGUGACACGCACACUCAGUACCACCAGCGAGGAUUGUGUCCAGCUGGCCACCGUGCUCAACGGCGCCAUCUACCUGCAGGACCUGCACUACAUGCUGGACGGCUGCGACACGCACCACUUUGUGAAGCCGGGCUCGGCGGACACCGACCUGGCCGUGCUGCAGCUCACCAGCGGCAAACGGUCGCUGGAGAACGGCGUCAACGUGACCGUGUGGCAGUCGACGGCCGUGGCGUCGGGCGGCCGCACGCGCCGCCUGGUGGACGUGGAGCUGCGGAGCGGCGGGCUGGCGCUGCACUUGCGCUACGGCACCACGCAGGACGAGGAGCGCGAGCGCAUUCUGGAGCUGGCCCGCCAGAGGGCGCUGGUGAGCGCAUGGGCCCGGGAGCAGCAGAGGGUGCGGGACGGAGAGGAAGGCGCCCGCCUGUGGACCGAGGGUGAGAAGAGGCAGCUGCUGAGCGGGGGCAAGGUCCCGGGGUAUGACGGCUACUAUGUCCUCUCUGUGGAGCAGCACCCAGAGCUAGCCGACAGCACCAACAACAUCCAGUUCCUCCGGCAAAACGAGAUCGGAAAGAGGUAACAUACAGUACCCCUUCCGCUUUCUCUAGACAAAACCACCUGAGACUUCAACCCUGAGGUAACACAUGAUCGCUGAAAGCAGAGGAUGCUGUGAGUUUUGUUCUAGUUACAGCAACGGACAAAAACAGUCCGCUGACGUGGCAAGAGCAGAGAGAAGUGGACCAUUUCUCUGCUUUCGAGAACUGUUGAGCACAGUUCUGCUUUGAAAUCAGACUGCUAACAUGUGAGCAAGACUUUCUAGCUGGAGGGGAGAUUAGGGGGUGCCAAGUGGACCUAGGACUAAUGACCCCUGCUGUAAAUUGGGUGCAAUAACACGGUAACGGUGGGAACAGCAAAUAGUCGUGAUUAGGUUCGUCCUGUGUAAAGAUGGCUGGUGUGACAUGCAGCACAACACUUUGGAGAUCAUUUUUACACGAAGGGACGUGCAAGUCAGCAAAUAUUGAGCAACGCUGUGCGUUGAGCCACAAUGUAUACUCUGUAAUUGUAUGAAGCCUUACUAAGGCAAGCGUCUCAACAGCACAACUCCAUACGCCUGAGUCACCACCGUCACAAGCAAACUAAUGUACAGUGAAAAUAUUUUAUAAGAUAGAUUCUAUCUUGUCUAUUUAUUUGUCUAUUUAUUUGUUUGUCCAUUUGUUUAGUUAGUUUGUAUAAGCAUAGUAGUCAUUUGAAAAUAUCAGAAACAUACAUGGGCAUGAGCAAAAGACUUACAGUAUCACUCCCAUCUGAGUGUAACAGAGUUGGAAGGCAUAAAAAAAAACUUUAGUCUGUAUCUGAGAGUAUGAAUUGUAUGAAAUUGUCACUUUGUAUCUGCUUUGUAAAUGUGUGUUUCUAAAGCGUUGAGAUCCAGGUGAAAUAGAUUCCCAACCAUAAGUCUACCGUGGAAAAAAAAACAUACAACCACUACCACCAUCUACAAUAAACACAACAACAGUUACUAGUGUUUUAUUUAGUCUUGGGUUUAUGAGGACCAAACGAACAUAUGUUCCUGAAUCACUAAAUAUUCUGUCAACUGACAGUGAUAUUGAGACGGUUCAGCGUUCGAUUGAUGAAGAAGAAGCAAGCUCCUUAGCACAGACGAUAAUGGGAAUGGAAAUCUAGCAGUGCUUGUCUAAGAAUUAAAUAGAAUUCUUCAUCACAUAAUGGUCACAGUGGCAGUCAUUUUAUGUUAAGUAUUUAUACUUUAUCAAUAAAAAGUGAAACAGUCAAA
Alosa sapidissima (American shad) is the source of this 10007-nucleotide messenger RNA. Its product is annotated as teneurin-3. Gene Ontology annotation, cellular component: membrane; neuron projection. The record is from RefSeq and is a predicted model, not a curated record. Gene Ontology annotation, biological process: neuron development; signal transduction; heterophilic cell-cell adhesion. Lineage: Eukaryota; Metazoa; Chordata; Actinopteri; Clupeiformes; Clupeidae. Gene Ontology annotation, molecular function: protein heterodimerization activity; protein homodimerization activity; cell adhesion molecule binding.